Molecule: messenger RNA, 2729 nt
Organism: Callithrix jacchus (white-tufted-ear marmoset)
Lineage: Eukaryota; Metazoa; Chordata; Mammalia; Primates; Cebidae
Gene: SLC22A13
Product: solute carrier family 22 member 13
Biological process (GO): transmembrane transport
Cellular component (GO): membrane
Molecular function (GO): transmembrane transporter activity
Source: RefSeq, a predicted model, not a curated record
UAUCUUUUACACAGUCACUAAAACAUCCUCAGAUGAUACAAGCUGGAGUGGACUAUUUUUUUUCUUUCACUUCAAGCUCUGGGGUACAUGGGCUGAACGUGGAGUUUUGUUGCAUAGGUAUACAUGUGCCACGGUGGUUUGCUGCACCCAUCAACCCAUCAUUUAGGUUUUAAGCCCCACAUGGAUUAGGCAUUUGCCCUAAUGCUGUCUCUCCCCUUGUCCCCCACCUCCCGACAGGCCCCAGUGUGUGAUGUUAGUUUGCUGAGGAUGAUGACGUCCAGCUUCAUCCAUGUGGACUAUUUUUUCAUCAUAUUCGACCCUUCCCAGAUCACGGCUAGGGGGCCAAGUUGUGACAGGUGGAGCUGGACAAGGCUGGAUUAAACAUUAAUGCAGCUGCUGUCACCACUGCCCAGAGGACCAAGUUCGCAGAGCCAGGUUGCAGAGCUGCCUAGUGUCCUCAGGCUGCAGAAGUGGUGACCAGCAGACAUGGCUCAAUUUGUCCAGGUCCUGGCUGAAAUAGGUGACUUUGGUCGCUUCCAGAUAUGGCUCUGGAUCCUGCUGUGUAUUCCCAACUUCCUGAGUCCCUUCUACUUUUUUGCCCAUGUCUUUAUGGUCCUGGAUGAGCCCCACCACUGUGCAGUGGCCUGGGUGAAGAACCACACUUUCAACCUGAGUGCUGCUGAGCAGCUGGCACUGAGCGUGCCUCUGGAUGCUGCAGGCCGCCCGAAUCCCUGCCUCAUGUUCCGGCCACCCCCCGCCAAUGCCAGCCUGCAGGACAUCCUCAGUCACCGCUUCAAUGCUAUGCAGCCUUGUGAUCUGGGCUGGGAAUAUCCUGAGGACAGGCUCCCCUCCCUAAAGAAUGAGUUCGACCUGGUUUGUGAUCGGAAGCACCUGAAGGACACCUCGCAGUCAGUGUUCAUGGCCGGGCUCCUUGCUGGCAGCCUUGUGUUUGGGCCCCUCUGCGACCGGAUCGGCCGCAAGGCCACCAUCCUGGCGCAGCUGCUCCUCUUCUCUGCCGUCGGCCUGGCCACCGCCUUUGUGCCCAGCUUUGAGCUCUACAUAGCCCUGCGCUUUGCUGUGGCUAUCGCCGUCGCCGGGUUUACCUUCAGCAAUGUCACCCUGUUGACAGAGUGGGUGGGGCCCUCAUGGACGACGAAGGUCGUGGUCCUGUCCCACUGCAGCUUCUCCCUCGGGCAGAUGGUGCUUGCGGGACUGGCCUACUGUUUCCGCAGCUGGAGACUCCUCCAGGUGACUGGCACCGCGCCUGGUUUACUGCUCUUCUUCUACUUCUGGGUUCUGCCGGAAUCCGCACGGUGGCUCCUGACCCAGGGGAGGAUGGAUGAGGCGAAGCGGCUGAUCCAGAAGGCAGCCUCGGUCAAUAGGCGGAAACUCUCCCCAGAGCUCCUGAGCCAGCUGGUCCCAGAGAGUACAGGCCCCUCAGGGAAUGCCCUGGAUCUGUUCAGACAUCCCCAGCUCCGGAAGGUGACCCUGAUUCUCUUCUGUGUCUGGUUUGUGGACAGCGUGGGGUACUUCGGGCUGAGCCUCCAAGUGGGGGACUUUGGCCUGGACAUCUACCUGACACAGCUCAUCUUUGGAGCUGUUGAGGUGCCUGCUCGCUCUUCCAGCAUCUUCAUGAUGGAAAGGUUUGGCCGCAAGUGGAGCCAGCUGGGGACCUUGGUCUUGGGUGGCCUUAUGUGUAUCGUCAUCAUCUUCAUACCAGCAGAUCUGCCCGUGGUGGUCACCGUGCUGGCUGUGGUGGGGAAGAUGGCCACAUCUGCCGCCUUUACCGUCUCCUACGUGUACUCUGCUGAGCUCUUCCCCACCGUCCUCCGGCAGACAGGCAUGGGACUGGUAGGCAUCUUCUCCCGGAUUGGGGGCAUUAUCACACCACUAGUGAUCCUGCUGGGAGAGUACCACGCUGCCCUCCCCAUGCUCAUCUACGGCAGCCUCCCCAUCGUGGCUGGCCUGCUCUGUGCCCUGCUGCCAGAGACUCGUGGCCAGGCCCUGAAAGACACCAUCCAGGACCUGGAACUGGAGCCCCACCCACGGUCCCCCAGAUCGGCGCCCUCAGAGAAGGAAGCGGAAGCCACAGGAAGAACUUCCAGCCCGGGGGUGGCCUUUGUGAGAAGCACGUGCUUCUGAUUGAGGUCUCUAAGAGCUGGACCAUCAGCAGCAGGGAGCUGUCUAAACACCCCCUUGGAUAUGCCAGGACCCAUGAGGACAGCACAAGGCCAGCCUUGCUAUGGAGGCAGUACACCACAACCGGGCCCAUGACUGUCACCUACCACCGCCAAGCCCAGUCCUAGAAGUAUCUGGGACAGGACCUCCCCGCCUCCUUCCCCUUGCUCCUCUCCAGAGCCCCGCCAAGCCCAGUCCUAGAAGUAUCUGGGACAGGACCUCCCCGCCUCCUUCCCCUUGCUCCUCUCCAGAGCCCCCAGUGCCCUGCCUGGGAAGGAUCUUGGGUUUUACUUGUCCUCUAACAGUCUUCAUGGGGUAUGGCUCUCUCGAUCUCCUCAAUCUGGUGUCCCCUGCCCUCAAAACACAGUAAAGCUCAGAACGGAACACAAGGGAAGGCCAUUCAAGUUGUGGGAACAGGAGGGGAGAGAACACAAAUGUGAAGCUGUGGACUCUACCCAGGCAGGUGGGUGAAAAGGCUGUGGAUGGAGGGAAGGUUGUGGCUCCUUCUACGGAUGGACCAGAUCCCUCUGGCUAAGGUAUGGCCCCGUAGG